GUCAUUCACAAUGUGUUCGAGCUAGCUAACAUAUUGCUUAUAUUGCUUUCCAAUAGCAUUAUUGAGCAUUCAGGCGGAUAUCGUCACGUUGGAGCAUAUGGAAUCAUUUAUCAAGAGGAUCAGAAUCCUGUUGGCAUAGUCUCUGAUUAUGGUUCUCGCUACAUCUUCCCGAAUGUACCGAUAGAGGACCGAAAGCUCUAUGAAACGGAACGUUAUCACAACGGAGAUCUCACAUACACGUUUGACAUUGCGAAGGAUGGCGAAUACGUGAUCGUGUUGAAGUUCUCCGAAGUAUAUUUUCAAUCUUCUGGACAAAAGGUCAGAAUUUAUAGAACAUUCCUUAUUCACGAAGCACGAAACAUGAAAGCAGACAACACUUAUAUGUAG
This is a messenger RNA of Ostertagia ostertagi, 387 nucleotides long. The record is from the annotation of a GenBank genome assembly. Lineage: Eukaryota; Metazoa; Nematoda; Chromadorea; Rhabditida; Trichostrongylidae.